Scedosporium apiospermum is the source of this 3015-nucleotide messenger RNA. RefSeq lists its product as uncharacterized. Gene Ontology annotation, biological process: rRNA processing; ribosomal large subunit assembly. Bases 1 to 3015 code for a protein of 1004 amino acids. Gene Ontology annotation, cellular component: nucleolus. Gene Ontology annotation, molecular function: ATP binding; ATP hydrolysis activity; kinase activity. Lineage: Eukaryota; Fungi; Ascomycota; Sordariomycetes; Microascales; Microascaceae. The record is from RefSeq and is a predicted model, not a curated record. The transcript has 12 exons.
AUGCCUGUCUUAGAAGCUCGUACCGGGUCUCUUGACCGACCACAGCAGCGCAAUCAACCAUCUCGUAAAGGCAAGAAGGCCUGGAGGAAAAAUGUCGACAUCUCUGAGGUAGAAAAGGGCUUAGUCGAACUGAACGAGGAGAUUAUCAGAGGUGGACCAAUUGCAGAAAGGGAUUCAACCGAGCUCUUCACCAUCGACACCGUCGGAGACCAUAACCUCAAAAAGCAACUGCCCAGGAAACUACGGACAACCCUCAAAGCAGACGAGAUUAUCGCCCAGAGGUCGAAAGUCCCCGCCGUCUCCUCUCGAAAACGGGCGUCCGAUAAGACUACGGACGGCUUGAUUCCCACGAAGCGUCUCCGAACGAAUUACGUCUCUCACAAGGAGCUUAGCAGGCUGAGGAAAGUGGCAGAUGGCCACCAUGACCAAACCGUCGUGGUCCAGGAUGCCACCUACGAUAUUUGGGGCUCCGCAUCUCCGGCCAAGACUGAUGGCGAAAAGUUUGCGUUCAUUCCUCCAGUUGUGAAGGCAAAGGUGCCUGGAUCACUCCGUGAGAAGCCCAUAUCCUUGGCAGCGAACGGGAGGGAAAUACCGGCCGUGCGCAAACCCACUGGAGGCUACAGCUACAAUCCUUCGUUCCCAGAAUACGAGAAGCGGCUCAAUGAAGAGGGCCAGAAGGCUGUUGACGCGGAGAUGAAACGCUUGGCUGCUAGAGAAGAGGAGAAACUAAAGCGAGAGGCUGCUGCUCGCUCAGCCGCGGAGGCAGAGGCAGCCGAAGCUAAGGCAGAGCUUUCAGAAUGGGAUGAAGAUUCGGAAUGGGAGGGCUUCCAGAGCGGUGCGGAGGACGCUAAACCCUCUAAGCGCCCUGAGAGGAAAACACAGGCCCAAAGAAACAAGAUCAAGAGAAGAAAGGAAGAAGAGAGGAAGAAGAAGAUGGAGACAGCAGCGAAACGUAAACAGGCUCAACUGAAUCUUGUGAAGAAAUUCACACGGGAGGCAACGGAGCAGGAGCAGGCCAUUGUGGCUAAAGCGCAAGAAAAUGAGAGUGAUAGCGAGGGAGACGAGGAGAGGCUAAGGCGGCGCCGAUUUGGCAAAUCGAAGGUGCCUGAGAAGGAAUUGGAGCUUGUGCUACCCGACGAACUUCAAGAUUCGCUGAGACUUUUACGGCCUGAGGGCAACCUCUUGAGAGACAGGUAUCGAAACCUGCUCGUCCGCGGAAAGCUAGAGUCUCGCAAGCACAUUCCAUUCAAGAAGCAGGCGAGGGGCAAGAUGACGGAGAAGUGGACAAACGACUCACGUCUCCUUCUGAUUCUGGCUCCCUCUACGGCUGAGGAUCUCGAGGCAGUCAAUGCUUAUCGGCUGUACGAAAUAGGUCAGGGGCCAGGCACAGUUGACUAUCUCGACACUGGCGCCUCCUGGCGAAAAACCGAGCCGAUCCUUUGCCGUUGCAUCGCUUCAUCGCUUCACGCGACCCCGACCUCGACCUCGACCUCGACCUCGAACGUUCUAUUGAUCUUUGUGGGAUUGAGAACCCAGCCUCCACCCACCCCCCUCGAGUACCUGCAUGACCCCGAGGCAACCCUCACCGUCCCGGUCCUUAUCGUGACCCGUCGUAGCUUGAGCCUCGGGGACUUGCAUAUACUCAGAAUCGAGAAACACAGUCGGCACAUCCUAAACCCACCUGUUGAUAUGGAUACGAGCAGAGAGGCCGGUGUGCAUGCUUCCAUAAAGAAGCGGGUGCAUUACUCUCCUCCAUGGGCCGAUGUUAGUAUCAUUGGUAUCGCGGGGAGCUCUGGCUCCGGAAAGUCGACAUUAUCCCAUGCCAUUGUGAAGCAGCUGAACCUGCCCUGGGUUGUUAUCUUGUCGAUGGACUCAUUUUACAAGUCACUAAAUGAAGAGCAAUCCAAGAAGGCGUUUGCGUCCGAGUACGAUUUCGAUUCGCCCGAGGCACUUGAUUUCGAUGUCUUAGUGAAAGCGCUGCGUGAUCUCAAGGCAGGUAAGAGGGCCGAAAUCCCUAUUUACUCAUUUGCCAAACAUCAACGUAUGGCGGAAACGACAUCGAUCUACUCGCCCCAUGUCUUGGUCCUAGAGGGUAUAUUUGCCUUGUACGACCCCCGAGUUCUGGAGUUGCUCGACAUGAGGAUCUUCUGCGAGGCAGACCUGGAUACUUGCCUCUCGAGACGAAUAUUACGCGACGUAAGGGAACGAGGCAGAGACGUAGAAGGCUGCAUUAAGCAGUGGUUUGCGUUUGUCAAGCCCAACUUUGAAAAGUACGUUGAGCCGCAGCGGAAAUCAGCAGGCAUGGUUGUACAAUACAUUGAGAGAAAACUGCUUGAGAAAUCGACACACCAUCGCGCCGCUCUUUACGAGUUGGAAAUUGGAUCCAAAAGCCAGCCGCUCUCCAAGAAGGUAUCCAUCCUGGAGGGUACUCCUCAAGGAAGGGGCAUGAACACGAUUAUCAGGGACAUCGACACGUCGCCAGAGGAUUUUAUUUUCUACUUUGACAGGCUGGCUUGCCUUUUGAUCGAGUUGGCCCUCAACAAUGUGCGAUUCAAGGAGCUGGUCGUCGAGACGCCGGCGGGAUAUACGUAUCGCGGUCUUGAGGCCAAAGGCGAAGUGAGCGCCGUAGCCGUGCUGCGCGGGGGCGCCGCAUUUGAGACGGCAUUGAAGAGGGUCAUCCCCGACUGCAAGAUGGGCCGGAUGUUGAUCCAAUCCAACGUGAGGACCGGCGAACCGGAGCUCCAUUUUUUGAAAUUACCCGAAGAUAUCAGCACGCACGAGAGUGUGUUGCUGCUGGAUGCGCAGAUGUCAAGCGGAGGGUCGGCCCUGAUGGCCGUACAGGUUUUGCUUGACCAUGGGGUUGAGCAGGAGAAGAUUGUGCUCGUCACCUAUAGUGCCGGUCGGAUGGGCCUUCACCGCUUGACCAUGGUGUUUCCGGAAAUCUCGGUGGUGCUGUGCAGCGUGGUGCCGGAUAUCGAGGAACGGUGGGUUGAAAAACGAUAUUUCCGCUGUUGA